Messenger RNA from Acanthamoeba castellanii str. Neff, 2043 nucleotides. RefSeq lists its product as uncharacterized. The coding region runs from base 1 to 2043 and encodes 680 amino acids. Gene Ontology annotation, cellular component: membrane. Lineage: Eukaryota; Discosea; Longamoebia; Acanthamoebidae. The transcript has 13 exons. Gene Ontology annotation, molecular function: protein binding; transmembrane signaling receptor activity. The record is from RefSeq and is a predicted model, not a curated record. Gene Ontology annotation, biological process: cell surface receptor signaling pathway.
AUGACACAUCGAGGGCCGACGUUGCUCCUCUUCUUCAUCCUUCUGCAUGGCCUCGCCUUGGAGCUCCCCGCCAUUGAGGCGGGGGCCUCCUCCAAGCCGAUCGAGUGCAUCCCCUACAUAACCCACCGCGUGUGCGUGACGGGCAACGUGACGCAACAGCAGGUGGCCGAGAGCCUACGUCCUGCCCUCGACCAGGCGAAGAUGUUCCAGUCACAGACCUGUCAGCAUGCCUGGACGGCCUUCCUCUGCGGCACGGCCUUCAAGAAGUGCUCCUACGCCGAUGAGGCGAAGACGAUCACGCUGGAGCACCCGCUGUGCUACCCGUUCUGCACGGAGGUGCUGUCCGACUGCCGGGGCGAGUUCCAGCUCGACGAUAUGGAGGACCAGCUGCCCGAUUGCAACGCCACGCUGCCGGGCACGGCCGGGGAGACGAUGGUGUACCCGCCCGCGUCCCAGCCCUACCACUACACCCUCCCCGACAACACCACCACCGCCUACAAGUGCUUCGUUCCCGGCGACAAAGAUGACGACGUGGAUCCGCACGUCAAGUGUCCGCCGCACUACCAGGCCCUGAGCGAGGAGUUCGACGACUCGAAGUACAUCACGCCGUGCCAGCGCGAGUGUCCGCUGGGCACCUACUCCGACCCGGAGUACAUGGCCCUGUCGAUCACGCAGAUCGUGGAGGGCUACUUCGGGGCGGUGAUGCUCGUCGUGGUGCUCAUCCCGUUCUUCAUCAACUUCUCCGAGACCAACAUGUUCCCGCACGUCGUCCCGCUCUACAUCUACAUCUCGUCCGGCCUGAUGGCCCUCGGCUUCAUCUGGCCCUCGUUCCUCGGCGGCUUCGACGAGGUCACCUGCGAGAAGGACUUCAUCGUCGCCGAUGUCACCUACUUCCCCUGCGCCGUGCAAGGCAUACUGCUGUACUGGGGCACGGCGUCGUUGGUCACGUGGUGGUUCAAUGUCUGCCUCCACCUCCUCAUUGGUUCGUUUUCGGGGCUCGGGUAUCACAGCAAGAAGCUCCGCAUCUUCUACUACUUUGUCGGAUGGUUCUUGCCCACGGUGGGGCUGUUCAUCGCGUGGGUCUCCACCCAGAUUGGCGCGAGUCCGACGUCGGUGAACUGCUUUCUCGACUGGGACGCGGCGGAGGGCUGGUGGGCCAACGGCCUCUUCUACGUCGAGUUCACGAUCAUCGUGUGCGUGAGUUUCGUAACCCUCAACCUGGCCAUCAUUCGGCUGCUGACCAUUCACGGCUUCGCCGGCUUCCACAAGCAGGGCAGGUUGAUCGUGUUCGGGUAUUCGUUCCUGUGCAUCUUCCUGUUCAUGAUGAUCUACUGGUGGGUCAUCCAGACGCGGCGCGGCCACUACGAACACGCCACCGACCACUGGUUCGGGUGCCUGGCGGAGAGGUUCAAAGCGGCGGAGAAGGCGGGCCACCCGAACUCGGGCAAGCUGUUCGACCCCAAGCAGGACUACGGCUGCGAACUCGCCGACCGCAACCCCUUCGGGAUGAUGUACACGCAAACGCUCAUCUUUUCGGCGAUCCCGUUCCUGGUGGCGAUGAUCUUCGGCCACUCGUGGUUCACGUGGAACAUGUGGGGCACCAUCGUGUGCUCGCUGCUCUGCGUCGCCAUCCAGUCCCUCGCCAACCCGUCCUCGCUCUUUGCCGGCGGCUCCUCCUCGUCGGGCUCGCCGUCGCCCACGCGACGACGGGGCGGUCGGCGCCACCAGCGAUCAUCGUGGACCCAUCGCGCCGCGGACCAGGAGCUCGAAGACGUCGAGUCCAAGGUCAAGUUCGUGCCGCUGGGCAGCGACGACGAAGCAGACGACUGGGCCGGCAACCAGGACGAGGAGGCGGUGGUGGGCGAGGAGGACUUUGGCGGCCGCAAAGGCCGCAAGCGGAGCUCGGCCAACGGCGGCGGCGGCGGCGCGAGCGAUUUCGAGGAUACUGACGCCGAGGGCGAUGACACCGACGAUAACGGCGGCAACGGAAGCGAUGGCACCGACUACACCGAGGACGAUGACGGCAGCGACAAGGACGUGUGA